This is a messenger RNA of Musa acuminata AAA Group (dessert banana), 1714 nucleotides long. Its product is annotated as zinc finger protein CONSTANS-LIKE 9-like. Bases 585 to 1712 code for a protein of 375 amino acids. The record is from RefSeq and is a predicted model, not a curated record. Gene Ontology annotation, molecular function: zinc ion binding. Lineage: Eukaryota; Viridiplantae; Streptophyta; Magnoliopsida; Zingiberales; Musaceae. The transcript is spliced from 5 exons.
UACCGUCCCUUUCUUCAACUGGAGUUGUAUGCGGGGCCCACCUGUGUUUCGCUACCUUCUCCAUCUCCGGCUCCAACCACACGGCGGGUGCAAAACGGGUAGUUCAAAAACGAGUAGAAGUAGUUUGUCUAGUACACGGGAACCCCUUCCGGCUUCCUCAUCCUGUCAUCUUCCUCCCCGCCUUUCUUCCCUCCCAUCUGUUCGUCGACGAUUCCUCCCGUGUGGGAAUUCGAUUUUGCAUCCCUCGUCUUCUGCUAGGGUUCCCACUUUUGUUCCGUGCACGGAAAGAGAAAGCUUUUGAUAAGAUCUCCAUGAAUCGGUAGUUUAUUUCGAGGAAGCUUGUUGUUGAUUCUCGUUAGAUAUUUUGCGUCAUGAUCAGUCGUUUCGCUAGAUUCUUCAGUUUCCCAAACGUUGCUUUUGAGAAGCAUGGAAUCUUCUCGCUGGACAUAGUAGUUUUGCCGGUGAAGUUGGAUUGUUCAUGGAGGAGUAUGCUGAUAACUACGACAGUGAGGACAUUUCUUGUUAAGCCACAGGAACAGGAGCAGAAUUUGAUUUGUUUGCUUGUCCUCUGAGAGUGAGGAAGCAUGAGCCAUCUUUGUGAUUUUUGUGGGGAGCAAAGAUCUGUCAUCUAUUGCAGGUCCGAUGCUGCUGCUUUGUGCUUGUCAUGUGACCGCAUUGUUCAUUCUGCAAAUGCACUUUCUCGACGCCAUUCGCGCACUCUUUUGUGUGACAGUUGCAGCACACAACCUGCUUUUGUUAGGUGCAUUGAGGAAAGUGUUUCACUCUGCCAAAAUUGUGAUUGGAAUAAGGAUGGUGGAUCAGCAGUUGCCAAAGGACAUAAAAGAGAGACAAUAAAUUGCUACAUAGGUUGCCCGUCUGCAGCUGAGCUUUCGAGAAUGUGGCCAUUUUUUAAGGAGUUUCCUCCUAUAGAGGAUGCUGAUUGUGAACAGGGAUUGGGCUUGAUGACCAUCGAUGAGAACAGUGUUACUAAUUGUUGGGGACAUCCGGAAAACAGCAUUUCUGGUGCAGGCAAGCUGAAUAAUCCAGGAGCUUUUGAUAAGUUUGAUUCCUUGAUUGGAUCAUCUUCGAGGCCUGCAAUAUGUUUGAUGCCCUGUACUGCUGAUCUGGUAGCUGGUUCAGUAGAUUCAACUACACCUAAGUUAUCUUGUCCUGGGACAAAUGAUUCUGAAUUAUGCAAAGAUGGUCUCUGUGAUGAUUUUAAUUUGGAUGAUGUGGAUUUGACUUUUCAAAACUAUGAAGAACUUUUUGGUUUAUCUCAUAACCAAACAGGGCAUCUUUUUGAUGAUCACGGGAUAGAUGUGAUUUUUGAUCCAUGGGACACUUGUGCUGCCAAUUCGAACUGCCAGGAUGAAUUUGUUGGAGAGGCAUCUUCUGAGGGGCAGGUUAAGCCUUUGCCAACAACAUGUAGCAAUGCAGUCUCUGCUGAUUCUGUGAUGUCAAAUCCAGGACAAAAUGUGGAUUCAAGUAUGUUUUUUCCAGCACGACAAGCCCACUCCUGUCUAUCCUUUUCCUUUUCUGGUUUGACUGGUGAAAGCAGUGCCCGGGAUUAUCAAGAUUGUGGUGUGUCAUCAAUGCUUCUUAUGGGUGAGCCUCCAGUGUUCCCAGCUGGACCUGAGAGUUCCAUGUUGCCUACAGCCAGCAGGGAUAGCGCUGUGAUGCGCUAUAAAGAAAAGAAGAAAACACGCAAGUAAGU